UAGGUCGAGGCUCAUAUGUCGUCAUUACCGUACGACAUCUCUCCUGACAGCAGGGACAAAAUCGGCAAGUCCAGUAAACUCAAUUUCUCAAAUUACACCGACAUAGCGACGGGUAAAUGACACAUUAACGUAGUAAAAGGUCCGGGUCCGGACACAAGAAGUGUCUCCGGAUUUCAUUUCCCUCCAUUGGGGAAAGUAGGAGGAGAAAGGAGGGAAAGGAGCCGCUUCCGCUACAGCAGCAUGAUAAGAAUCAUUCUUGCCGAAGGAGGAGUCAGAAAUGUGGACUGAGUUCGUCUGACAAUCUCGUGCUGUCACCGAGUACCAUCAUGUGAAUUAAUGGAAUAAUUUUUUGUUGUUUUAUUCGUUCAAAUGUCAAAGAGAAGUGCUGAUGAGCUCAAGUGCAAUGGAGGCCCAAGAGGAUGAAAAAAUGUGUGGGAAACUGAGGAAGGCCUGCGGUCUGUACAAUUACAAGCUGAGGGACGUCUUCACGUGGGAUCUGUUGAAAACGCUGGUCAUGGGCCAAGUCCUGUCCCUGAUGAUCUGCGGCACAGCGGUGAGCUGCCAGUACCUGGCCGAUGCCGGCGUGGAGACUCCCAUGUUGCAGAGCUUUCUCAACUACGCCUUGCUGUUGCUUGCCUACACCACCAUCCUCUGCACAGAUAAAGGAGACCCAAACUUCCUCCAGGUGCUGAAGACUAAGUGGUGGAAGUACCUGGUGAUGGGUGUUGCCGACGUGGAGGCCAACUACACGGUCGUGAAGGCGUACCGCUACACUACGCUGACCAGCAUCCAGCUGCUUGACUGCUUUGUGGUACCGGUGCUGAUGCUCAUGUCCUGGUUCCUGCUGAAGACUCGCUACAGGCCGCUGCACUACAUCGCUGUCACCGUGUGCCUGCUGGGCGUGGGCGCCAUGGUGGGCGCUGACAUCCUGGCCGGGAGAGAGCAGGGAUCUGCCAGUGAUGUAGUGCUGGGCGACAGCUUGGUGUUGAUCAGUGCCAUCCUCUACGCCGUGUCCAACUUGUGCCAGGAGUUCACCGUGAAGAACCGGAGCCGAGUGGAGUUCUUGGCCAUGAUGGGCUUCUUUGGGACAAUCGUCAGUGGGAUUCAGCUAGCUGCACUGGAAAUUAAUGCCGUCAAGGAAAUCAAGUGGAACUUUCACAUUGCCAUGCUGUUUGUCAUCUAUGUGCUGUGCAUGUUCGCGCUAUACAGCUUCAUGCCGGUCGUGGUGAAGAGGACUAGCGCCACCGCCGUCAACCUAUCGCUGCUCACUGCUGACCUCUUCAGCCUCUUCUGUGGCCUUUUCCUCUUUCACUAUACGUUCUCACCAUUGUACGUCAUGGCGUUUAUCCUCAUCAUGGUGGGCUUCAUCACCUUCAACGCCGUGCCCACCCACGCGGCGCAGGCCGACGCUGACUCCGGGGAGCCUUUGGACCAGGAGGCCCCGAGUGCCUCAGAUUGCCUGCUACCUGUCGACAGAAACGGACAAAGUAACCUCACGGUGGUUUCUGCGCUCUGACCACGGAAAAGUGAAGAAAAUCUUUCUGUUUUCAGAAAGGCAUCUCGAAUGUUGUCUCCCAUCAUGCUGUUACAAAAACAAAAAGAAGAUGUUUACCUUAUUUUUUACGGAAAAGCUGCUGAUAAUUUGUUUCAAAUUUACAGCUACAUAUAUGGUGCACGGUACUUGUUAAAAACAAAAAAAGUAGCCGAUUUACACCACAAAAACUAUUGAAGACUUUUUACAGCCUUUAAUAAUGUUUUAUGUUCUCUCAUAAUGCAUUUUGCAGUUCUGUAGUGAUUUCCAUUUUAAAACGGACCUUAUCUAAACCUCUUUAAAUAUUCGAACUACCAUCACUUGCAAAAAAAGUUGUUUCCCACAAAAAUGAAAUUUUUAAUUUAUUUUUUUUAACAAUUUGAUGGUAAUGGUGUUAGGCUAAUUUAUUUACCAUUAUGUGGAGAGGCAUUACAAAAUGACAGGUAA
Molecule: messenger RNA, 1978 nt
Organism: Syngnathoides biaculeatus (alligator pipefish)
Lineage: Eukaryota; Metazoa; Chordata; Actinopteri; Syngnathiformes; Syngnathidae
Gene: slc35f2
Product: solute carrier family 35 member F2
Exons: 9
Coding region: 389-1516 (375 amino acids)
Biological process (GO): transmembrane transport
Cellular component (GO): membrane
Molecular function (GO): transmembrane transporter activity
Source: RefSeq, a predicted model, not a curated record